Molecule: messenger RNA, 2175 nt
Organism: Diaporthe batatas
Lineage: Eukaryota; Fungi; Ascomycota; Sordariomycetes; Diaporthales; Diaporthaceae
Exons: 2
Coding region: 29-892 (287 amino acids)
Molecular function (GO): oxidoreductase activity
Source: RefSeq, a predicted model, not a curated record
UGUUGAUGUACAUGCUUGUUCAUCCGAAAUGGACCAGAACGGCAAAAGUUCAUCGCACGAUGUCCAUGCCGACAUCAACUACUUCCCGGCCACAGGGAAGGUCAUCUCAACCGAGGAGUGGCAGCCUCGCUAUUUGGGAGUGAGCAAUGAGUCCACAAGAAAAAUGACGAUCCACGACAUACGCGGCAUCGAAGACAGAUUCAGCCUCGAUGAGAACGGUUUCAAGUUUGUCAAGCUCCCCGGCAAGCACAGAAGCACCGAUGACGACGAGACUAUCAAGACGCUAUGGUACCCAGAAGUCUCUGGAGUCAUCAAAGACCUGACCGGCGCCUCGACCGUCCACGUGUUCAACCACUGCAUCAGACAGUGCAACGAGCCAGUAUCCAAGGGCAAGCUGGACCCAUCGGGCCGCUGGCUAGCCGCUGCGUCAGGGCACCCGCACGUGGAUUAUGCGGCACGUCCCGAGGACAUCCAGGGCACGCUAGAGGAGCUCAGGUUCCCCGCCGAGAUAGCCUCGCGCCUCGAGUCCUCGCCGCGGUUCGCCUUCGUCAACGCCUGGCGGCCCAUCAAGACGGUGCAGCGCGACCCGCUCGCCGUGGCCGACGCUUCCACCGUCCCGGACUCGGACUUCCAGAUCCGGGAGCGCAGGUUCAAGCCGAGCGGCGUCAGGUCCGGCAACUACGUCAUGUCGCAUGGCGCACGGGAGGAUCGGCAUGCCUGGUAUUACAUGCAUGAGAUGGGGCCGGACGAGCUUGUGGUAUUCAGGAACUACGAUACCAAGAGGGACGUGCCAGGCUGGAGGUGUCCACAUACUGCGUUCCAGAUUGAUGAGACGGGGGACAUGCCUGUCAGGGAAAGCAUCGAGAUCAGGGCUGUUUGUUUCUGGGACUGAGAUGCAGAAGUUAGUCGUGUGUUCAGUUGGUGCCAUUGGGUUUGAGAUCGACCCGGUUCUCGCAUCUGCCAGUGAGGUCUAAGCAUCCCCGUAUCAAUCUGGGGACUGUGCAAGAAAUGGAAUUCGAUUUGGUUCCGUGUUUUUUGCUCUAAAGAAAUGGUAUCAAAAACAUUCAUGAGUCCUUCAUAAUUGGAGCUACCAGUGCAAAACUUCCAUAGAUGAUCCGGCAGCAGCGUGAUUGUCCACAUCUGAUCGUCCUGGUCCCCUUUUCAUGUUCUAUCCAACGCCGAUAUUCCUUGAUCUUUCAGUAUUUGGCCAGGGCAGGCGCUGCUCUCUUCGUCAUUAUUUACCGCUUCACCCCAUUUGCAAUCUUGUCAAAAACGAGGCCUCCGAUUGUGGACUUCAUGAUAUUCCCAAUGGCACCGUGGUUCGGGUUUUUGUCGAUACCGGUGUUGAUCACAGCCGCGCUUAUCGCGGCGGUCGCCACCCUGACGCCCUUCUCCCCUACCCAAUCACCCGGCCUGCUCCUUUGUCGGAAUGCCUCGACAGCUGCUGCUGAUAGACCAGCUUUUAUCAUCUGAUUGCGUUUCUUCUUGUUGUCCACGGACGGGUCACGGCCCCUGUGUCCAUCGCGGCUGCCACGCCUCGAGGGAGACCGCGGCUCGCUGUGGUGCCUCCGGCCGCCCCGAUCGUGUCUUCUGGAUUUGUGGUCAGAGGACCGUGGUGGAUAGUAGCGGUCUUCGUCUUCGAAGUACUCUGCAGAUCCGUUGGCGUCGUUGUAUGUGGAUCGCCGGGAGGGAGCCGGUCGCUUGGCACGGCCACGAGGUUCCUCGUCGUAUAGGUCGAUCGAGUCCCGAUCAUCAUCGUAGUAUCUGUCCCGGUCCCGCCUCGAGGGCCCCCUGUCUCGUCGCGAGGACUGGUGUCUUGAAUGUGCCAUUGCGAGUUUGUGGUGCGUGGAGGAGAGAAGUCGGGUUUGGUUGUGUCGAGAGAAUGAAUGAAGUCGAGCAUUUGAGAACCCACAAAAUCGGAGUCCCCAAUGUGACGUACCCCCCUUGAACGUCACACACUGCACAGCUCGUCCGCAGUCUGCUUUUGCAUCAGGUUUCGCCGUGGUGUGCGCCAAGGGAUUCACUUCCAGGAUUACUGCUCCAUUGUCAUCCAAUGACGGCGGCUCAGGCUGCCACUGCCGACUUACCCGAGUCACUUCUAGGCCUUCUAGUCAAGGCUUGAUGGCGGUGUCGCUGCCUGUUCCCUGUUUCGCCAGAGGCCGCCGUUGAGACCUG